Seminavis robusta is the source of this 4323-nucleotide messenger RNA. The record is from the annotation of a GenBank genome assembly. NCBI's taxonomy places the organism in Eukaryota, Bacillariophyta, Bacillariophyceae, Naviculales, Naviculaceae.
AUGUGCAACAAUACACUUCACAAAGAGGAAGAGUACAUUGACUACUCGUGCAGUACAUCCGUGGAACGGUUGACGAGAGAUGUGGAGUCCUUGCUGCGUUCGUGGCACAUUCAUGACGGCUGCGAUCGCCACUAUUCCGUCAACACCGACAGGAAUGGACUCAGUCAACUCCGCACGGAACGCUUGACAUGGACGGCCCAUGGCAACCUCUCCAUCCCACUCCAAUUGUCUCUCUGGGAUGGACCCGCUUCGAGAGCUCCGCAACGCAAAAAGAAAAAGAGCAGUCGACGAAAUCGAAAUCAUCAAAGCAGCCAGAGUGGUAGUCCCAAGAGCCCCAGUAAGAAAACCAAGGGAGGCUUCUUCAAGUCGGUCCUCCACAAGAGCAAGAAAGGCAGUCGACGAUCCAGUGUCAGCAAUGACGAAUGCGCCUUGGACAAGAGACUCAAGGAUAUCAAAGAUACGUUCUCCAUCGGUUUGGACGAUGAUAUGGACAGCAGCAACCACACGACUUGCACGGAUUGGUUGGACGAUGAUGAUGAAGAUGACUACGAAGAAGAAGAAGAUGAGAGAGGUCAAAGCAGCAACAGCAAGUCCAAGAAGAAAAAGAAGAAACGGGAAAAGUACAGCCACUUGCCCAAAUCUUUGCAACGACCACAACAUGAUCAAGACUUGACAUACUUGCCAGAAUCGCUCUUUGACAACUUCUCCACUCUCUUUGGCAUUGGACAACACAUUACUCUAACGCCCGUCCAACCUGACAUGGAACUGCAGCAACCCAACAACAACAACAAUAACAACAGUUUGGCGCUACUCUGCCAGUCCCUUUUAGGCCGACACAAACCACAACCGGCACGUCAAGUCUUGACACAGAUACUUGCCACAUGGCUGCAGACAGCACUCAACAAUGCCGCCAUGAAUUGCCAAUCCUGUCUUCCCGUGUUUGGAGUAUGGGGACACUACCCAUCACUCCCACAACAACCAUCAUCUUUGACAGCGUCCUCUUCCUACGCCUCCUUUGCCGACGACAUUAGUAGUACUGGCUCAUUACAAGUCCAACAACAACAACAACCAUGCAACAAGGCACUCAUUCCCGUCUUUCCUCCGUGGCUGGAUACAGUCAGAGCCAACGCACAGAUACAACAGGCUGUCAUGACCAUGGAGCAACAGCAGCAGCAACAACAAAAGCGACCACACAAACGAUCGUCAGGCAAAUUGACACCCUUUUCUCCCCGACGACGAUCCAAGUCGACGGGGAGCAUGGGGAUUGCAACGUCGUCCUCCCAACAAAAGACAAUUCAGCAAGAUGUCAACGCAGCCUACAUUCCACCGUUGGUGACGGGAUCUGUGAUUCCCACCACCGAUGUCUAUGCCAAUUUCACCUGCGCCGUAUUGCCGCAAACCGGAGUGGCGGUCGAUCGAAUGUCCACCUGGGGACAGUUGCUCCUACGCUAUUGUGACGACGACACCCACAGUAAUAAUAAUAACAAUUCGGUAGUCGUACUCAGUGGCGCUCGACACGUCUAUGCCUGGUGGAAAGAUCAGGUCCCAGCCGAGGAAACACAAUCGUGGAGAGGAAUGGAUCCAAAAGAGUACUGGAAACAACAACAACAGCAAGCAAGCAAUCCACCGACACAGCAAGUUUUGGCAGCGCUCCCGUUCCAGCAAGAAGAGAUUGAAGAUUAUCAUCAUGCGUGUCGGGCGCAUGCCUUGAAAAUCAUGGAACAAGGCACUGGACGGAAUGCGUGGGGACCGACAGAUGAUCCCAUCAAGGCCGUUCACGCCAAAGUGGUGUGGAAUUCCGAAUGCAUUGUGGAAGACGACAAAAAGUCGUCCUCCACCAUCCAGGCUCUGGCGUCAUUUCCCUCUCCGACCAGCAGUGACUCGACCCACUUGUUGCUGGAUCCCAAGCGAGCAUCUUCCUUUCGGUUAAAGGCAUUCCUGGAUAGUCAAGCAUUGGAGCCAACGCUGGCUACGACGCAACGAUGUGUUCUGGCGUGCUUGAUCCGAACAUGUACGUUGGCGCCUCUUACUUUGCUACGACAUCUUCUCUGGGAAGAAGACAUUGUCGAGGACUGGGACCAUGACGCGGGGGACCGCGCUGCCAUGCAAAUUUCACAAAGGGCAAAGGUGGGAGACGCCACCAUGACACUGGUGGAUGUCAUGGAUUGGAAAACUUGCGCCGAAGAAAUGAUCGCGACAGAGCGAGCCCAAGAGAUCGUCACGGAAGUAUUUGAGGGGAACUCUUCGUACGGCUUCCCGAGUCCUCCGGAUGACAUGUUUUCUCGGCAACAAGGUCUCUACAAUCAAAACAAGCACCCCUUGUUGGAACCGUUGUUUCAGUCAGCUCCGAUUGGUCGCUUGCUAUCCGAUUUAUGUGCACGCAUGGCGCAGCUACGAACUCCGUGCAGUAUGGCGCUCUUGUGGAGCACGUUUUGCCAUGAACUUCGCCAUCGAUGGGGUUCUCGAGAGCCGCUGCCGCAUAUGAGCUUUGUCCCUGGCUUGGAUCCAUCCCCGACGGUUUUGGCGGAACGUCGCAAGUGGUCUACUAUUGGUGUCAAGGCAGAUUUGGCGGCAUUCCUAAACUGUUCCGAACCGGAUCCAGAUGAUCAACAUUGCUUGAUUGGACAAAAGUUGCAGGUAUUUAACAUAGGGAUUGAGACGAUGACUGCGAUGGAAGCCCAAAGAGAGAGAUCGUUUGAUGAUCAGGACCCAACUGAACAAAGCAUGGAUUCGCCCACGUCGUCUGACCUUGACAAGAUGAACGAUGGCUCCAACUCAUCAGUGCAAAUGCCAGCUAGGGCCACCUCUUUGGUCAGCAUGAUUUCAGACGGUUUGACCCCGGCUCCCUCGAAGGAAGAGGCUCAGCUGAAGUCACCGACAAGUGGAAUGGCUGGAAGCAUGUCCUCGCUGAGCUCCUUUCAGUUGCCGUCAGAUUUGUUCAAGGGUCGAAGCCGCAACAAUGCUAUUAUCGACGGGUUGUUGAUGAAAGAGAAGCCCGCGCCCAUACCGGUCGACAAGGAAGAUACUUCCACAGCUUCUGACAGCGUCGACAGCGAAUUUUUCGACGCAGAAGAAUGCGGCAUGAGCAUAUUCUCGAAUGCUUCCUUUUUCUCAAAAAAUCUGGCAACCACUGUGGUUCACAGGAUUGACAGGAAAGGAGCAAGAUGUCCACUCCACGGGUGCAGCCUCGUUGCAAGUGGGGAUCAGGUUUAUGCUCCGUAUCUACUGAGACCCGAGCCCUUGACGGAUGACAUGAUAUUGGAUCGUCGCGUCAUGCUAGCUGGAUCCGACAUGGAUGGAUCGGAUUUGGAUGCUUCAGAAGCCUCCCGAGUGCCCGUCCAACAGAGGCUCGAGAUCGCUUAUCGGCUUCAAAAACCAAAGCUUCUCAGCGACAUGAACGCAUUCAAAGCCGCAAAUCCUGGAGCAAUCUUUCAGGAUUUCGUCAGCUGGUACGGGAAUCCUGGGAACCCCCUCGAGGACUACGCUCCACGCAGCUCAACAGUGAAUUCACAACCAUCACACAGUGGUCUCGCAACCACUGAGUCAGUGGCAGUCAAACUGGACAAGGCCACCGAAGCCAUCCACAUCCUAAACGAGACGAGAAAUUUCUGGUCAAAUACAUGGGACGAAGCUACGGCUGUGCCUGCUUCAGAGCAGAAUCCACUAUUUGAGGUCUUCAGCACAGUCGAAAUGACACUGGACUAUCUGGAGAAUAUGCACCCGGCUAUCAUGGUGAACCAGCUGAUGGCAGUAACGUUUUCGAAUUCAUACUAUACUCUGGUGGCAUCUGCUAAAGAUGCUGUGAAAGUGAAGGUAGUUGAAAGUUCGAUUCAGCGACUACGAAACAAGACAGAGGAGGUUCUGGAGGUUUUAGGCAGUGAGGCAUCCAAUGCUACCAACGCCUUCUAUAACAUGCAAGCAGGUCCCAGAAGCAAUGGCGCGAACUUUGUCUCCAUUGAAGCAAUUCAUUUGUGCGAGGAGGUCUGUGCUGCCUUGAGUGAGUCAGAAAUCAUGAUUGCGCUGGCUACUUCCCUCCUUCAAAAAUUCCCUGGCCAGUAUGAUUCAGUACAGCACAUCAUGAAGCACGCGGAUGGAGAUGAAGUCGAGCUGCAGGACACAAAUGGUCAGGACAGUAUUUUGGAAGUCAUUCGAAUGCAGCAGGCUGGGAAUGUCGCUCUUCCGAAUCCUAUGUUGCGGGAGUAUUUGCUGCGGAACUUGGACGACGCCAAUCCUUGCCAACUGAGCGUUCGUUAUUGUGAAAGUUCAAGCGACAACAAUCAAGGCGGUCUCAUGAUAGGUCUGACUAGGACUCAAACAGACUGA